AUGCGCACUUCUCGUGCUUCUAAGGAUACGGCGAAAGUCCUACAAGCCCUUUCGCCCCCUGCGCGACGCCAGACGCGUGCUUCUGACCGAAAUGUCAGUGCCUUGAGCGCUUUUGCCUACAAUGGCAAUCCGACUGCCAAUGCGCCUACUAUCCCUUCCGUCAAGUCCGAAUCUACGUCCGGCCCGCCUAGUCUCUCUGUCGCUCGCAGUGACGAUGAAUCUUCCCUCUCCUCGGUUGAUACAGCGGAUAUCGAAGACCUCCUUGAACCGCCUUCGAAACGUCGGAAGCGCAAUACAAGCCCUGACACCGCACGGGUUAUAAAGAAGAGUCCUCGGACAUCUCGCAAGGCUGCUAUAAAGGAUGAGCCUGAUCAGAAACCCGUGCCGAAACCGAAAGCGCGACGAAUGCCGGCUAGGAAAAUUCGAGAUGCCGAUGGUUCGGUCAAGGUUGAGCCACCGUCCAAUUGGGAGAUAAUGUAUGAUACCGUUAAGAAGAUGAGAGAGGAUAACCCCACUGCGCCGGUCGAUACGAUGGGUUGCGCGGAGUUAUACUGGCGCGCGUCCGCGCCGCAGGACCGUCGAUUCCAGACUCUCAUUGCGCUGAUGCUGUCCUCUCAAACGAAGGAUACUGUUACUGCGGUUGCGAUGCAACGACUACACACAGAGCUGGGGCCGGAGUCGGAUGCUACCUGUCCAGAAUUGAAGGAGGAAGAAGCGGAAGAAGAAGUCAAGAUCAAACUCGAAGACAACGCCGACACAACCACAGACACAAAACAACUAUCAACAUCAGCAAAAGACAGCACACUAAAACUAACCAACAUCCUUGCGGUCUCGCCAGAAAGACUAAACGAACUAAUCCGCACAGUGGGCUUCCACAACAACAAGACAAAGUACAUCAAAGCAACUGCCCUCCUCCUCCGCGACAACCACGACGGCGAUAUCCCAUCAACACCGGAAGGGCUCAUGGCCCUCCCCGGCGUCGGCCCCAAGAUGGCUUACCUGUGUCUCAGUGCUGCGUGGGGCAAACACGAGGGUAUAGGUGUUGACGUGCAUGUCCACCGCAUCACCAAUCUUUGGGGGUGGAAUAAGACGAAAACGCCCGAGGAGACGAGAAUGGCGUUGCAGUCUUGGUUGCCGCAUGAGAAGUGGCAUGAGAUUAACAAAUUGCUUGUUGGGCUUGGGCAGACGGUUUGUUUGCCUGUUAAGCGUAGGUGUGGUGACUGCUAUCUGUUUGGGAAGGGUCUUUGCAUGAGUGAGGUCAAGGGAUCUAUUCCUACGGUUGGGGCUAAGAGGGAGGAUGGGGAUGAGCCGAAGGUUAAGAUUGAGGCUGUUUAA
This is a messenger RNA of Penicillium antarcticum, 1335 nucleotides long. Its product is annotated as endonuclease III domain-containing protein. The transcript has a single exon. Lineage: Eukaryota; Fungi; Ascomycota; Eurotiomycetes; Eurotiales; Aspergillaceae. Gene Ontology annotation, molecular function: DNA binding; DNA-(apurinic or apyrimidinic site) endonuclease activity; oxidized pyrimidine nucleobase lesion DNA N-glycosylase activity. Gene Ontology annotation, biological process: nucleotide-excision repair; base-excision repair, AP site formation; base-excision repair. The coding region runs from base 1 to 1335 and encodes 444 amino acids. Gene Ontology annotation, cellular component: nucleus. The record is from RefSeq and is a predicted model, not a curated record.